Notolabrus celidotus (New Zealand spotty) is the source of this 1721-nucleotide messenger RNA. Its product is annotated as CMP-N-acetylneuraminate-beta-galactosamide-alpha-2,3-sialyltransferase 1-like. Gene Ontology annotation, molecular function: beta-galactoside (CMP) alpha-2,3-sialyltransferase activity. Bases 358 to 1362 code for a protein of 334 amino acids. The record is from RefSeq and is a predicted model, not a curated record. NCBI's taxonomy places the organism in Eukaryota, Metazoa, Chordata, Actinopteri, Labriformes, Labridae. The transcript is spliced from 6 exons.
GUGGAUCAUUAAAGAAUGACCGGCACAUCAGUCACUGACCUCACAGAGUCAACGUCAGUUCAUCUGGAUGAGUCUGACUAACCAGGAGCCAUCAAGCAGACUGGAUCACGUCGUGGAUUUACAUCUCUAGGGUCCAGAGAAUCUGAACAGAAAACAUGUUGAUGGAUUGAGUGGACUUCUAAUCCUGUGUUGUCUGAAAUGAACAAGAGGGUGUGCAGUGGUAUAUUUGAGCUCCUGCACCAUGUGCUCAUCAGGGUUGUUUUUUCUCACACCUUCAUGACUCCAGCAUUAUCAUGAUGCUAUUUUUGUCUGUCGCACCUCCAAAGUUCCCAGCCAGCGGAUUCUGACUGUGACAACAUGUCUCUACCAAAGCGGAGAAAAAUCAGGACUUUUGCUCUGCUGUUUUGUGUCAUCACAUUCACAAUGUUCCUCUUCAGUUACACUUUCCGGGAUCCCUCUCUCUACUUCUUCAAGAACGCUUUCCGCCUAUCAGACAACUUUUUCUCCAAAGGGCUGUGUGCCUGUCGACAGUGCAUGACAGAGCUGGAGGAUGACCCUUGGUUUGCUGAGCGCUUCAAUCAGUCCAUCCACCCUCUGAUGACCAGGGAGAACAGCGUCCUCUCCGAUGAAACCUUCAAAUGGUGGCAGUGGUUGCAGUCAGAGAGGCAGCCGGCCAACUUCAGUGGAGUGGUGGAGGAGCUGUUCCAAGUCAUCCCCGAUGACGUGCUCUACAUGGAUGCCAGUCCUGAGCGCUGCAGGACCUGCGCUGUGGUUGGGAAUUCUGGGAACCUGAAGGGCUCCUUGUACGGCAGCCUCAUCGACUCCAGUGACUUCAUCAUAAGAAUGAAUCAGGCUCCUACUACCGGGUUUGAGGAGGAUGUGGGGGCCAAGACGACACAUCAUGUCAUGUAUCCAGAGAGUGCCAUAGACCUGGAGAACACCACCAGUCUGGUGCUGAUCCCUUUUAAGACUCUGGACCUGCAGUGGAUCGUUAGUGCUCUAACGACGGGCACCAUCACACACACAUACAUACCUGUUAUAUCCAGGAUCAAGGCAAACAAAGAUAAGGUUCUCAUUUACAGUCCAACAUUUUUCAAGUAUGUCUAUGAGACUUGGCUCGAGGGUCACGGACGAUAUCCUUCCACUGGCUUCCUCAGCUUGCUGCUUGCUGUCCACAUAUGUGACGAGGUCAGUGUGUUUGGAUUCGGUGCAGACCAGUAUGGGAACUGGCACCAUUACUGGGAGGAGAACCAUCUGGCUGGAGCUUUCAGACACACGGGAGUCCAUGACGGAGAUUAUGAAUUUAACGUCACCCUGCUGCUUGCAGACAAGCACAAAAUCCGAAUGUUCAGAGGCAGAUGAUGCCGUGUCACAUGUGCAGCUGGAUAACCACCAAAUGGACCUCAGCAGCCUUUUCUUAUCUCUACUUCAUGUGACACUGGAAGAAUGUCUUCAUCAUCAUGUCCAAAGACGUUCUCACGUUUCAGUCUUGAGCUCUAGUCAGACACGUUUGAGAUCUCAGCUUUGAGAAAUCUCAUUCCUAUGUGACUGAAAACACACAGGAGAACAACAACACUGCCACACCUCCUCCUACUCCCAUGGCAUUGUAUAAGAAACAUAUUCUCACCACUGAAGAGUCUGUAAUAACAAAUCAAACGUGUAUGACAAGAGGACAGUUUCUUGUAAUUAACAAGCAUGCUAUACACGAUCUUCUAUGUGAA